AUGACGUCACACAGUUUAACCGCCAUAUUGAAAUCACAGUAGUCGCCAUUCUGUCUGUUUUCACACUUUCAGAGCAUCGCUGAGUCGUUCAUUCGCUCUAAACUGGCUGUGUCAACCGUGCUAAGGACAUACAGUGGAUAGGACCGCUUUACGAUGGCUACAAGGCUGAAACACCUUGUUUCUAAGAAGAAGCGUCGUUUCUUUGAAAACGGUUUUGAUCUUGACCUCACGUACAUCAAGCCCAACAUUGUAGCAAUGGGCUUUCCUUCAGAUAGACUCGAAGGCUUCUACCGAAAUCACAUUGAUGUUGUUGCUCGUUUUUUCGACAGUCGACAUCUCGGCCGAUACAAAGUUUACAACCUCUGUGCCGAGAGAAAGUACGAUCCAUCGCGGUUCCAUCAUCGUGUUGUUGAGUACGGAUUUGAAGACCACAAUGCUCCACCAUUCGAGUUGAUGCGGCCGUUUUGCGACGAUGUGGAUGAAUAUUUGCGUGAGAAUGAGGAAAAUGUAGCAGUAAUUCACUGCAAGGCUGGGAAGGGUCGGACUGGUGUAAUGAUAUGUGCUUACAUGCUUCACAUUGGUCUUUUUGAGACUACUAAAGAAGCACUGGAGUUCUAUGGAGAUGCUCGCACAUCAAACAAGAAAGGUGUCACUAUUCCCAGUCAACGAAGAUAUGUUUACUACUAUGGUCACUACGUAAAGGGAGGAAUGCAAUACCGACAAACCACUCUUCUUCUUCGUGGAUUCAAGAUGCAUUAUCCUCCCAGUUUUAGUCGUGGCUCGUGCCAACCGUUUUUCAUUAUCCGGCAGGGCUUGGAUAAAGUCAAGCUCUUUACAUCAAGGGUUUAUCAAUCACCUUCCUCGUCUGCUCCAGAUGCACACAUUAUCAACAUGAUGCUUCCAGCUCCUGUCCCGAUAUGUGGUGAUAUCGAGGUUGAGUUUUAUCACGUCCUGCCUUGGUUUACGAAAGAGAAGCUGUUUCAGUUUUGGAUCAACACGUUCUUUGUUCGCGCAAAAGUGAGGGAAGACGACGACGUCAAUGAAUCGUUUCCAAGAACGGAAUCAGGAGGAACGCUAGGAUCUAUGCCGACAGAGCAGGAGUUUAUAUUAUCUUUUGAUAGGUUAGGUCUAGACAAGGCAAACAAGGAUAAGAAACAUUACUCUGAUAAAUUUCGAUUGGAGUUGCUUUGGAGUCCCACUGAGGCGGAUGAGGCGGAUGGCAUUGGCAGGGAACUUAGUGUAGACUCAUUAGUAGAUGAUGCUCCAUCUGCACUGAACGAUGACGAGGAGGACUUGUAUAAUUACUCUGAUACGGACCCGGAGGACGAAUGGAAAGACUGUCCAACGACGCCUGUAUGAUUGAUUGACUUUGGAGGGGAGGGCUUGUACCAUUGGGUUAUGUGCACAGUAUGGGUACUGACUGGCUUUUGAUGUAUCGUUUGAAUUGGUUAUGUGGACACUUGGCUCGGUUGGUAGACGGUUUUCAUCAUGGUGAUGCAUGUCGUGUGUGCGUGUGUUAUGUGGACAUGUGAGCUAGUUGGAUAGAUACCGUGUCUUGUGCUGUGAUUUGCUACUGCUUGUAGGUUUCAGUGUAUUCCAGUUUCUUUCUCGGUGUGACAUUUUGCCGCAAUGACAAUAUUAUUAUGGCUGUUUAUCAGAA
Molecule: messenger RNA, 1660 nt
Organism: Corticium candelabrum
Lineage: Eukaryota; Metazoa; Porifera; Homoscleromorpha; Homosclerophorida; Plakinidae
Product: phosphatidylinositol 3,4,5-trisphosphate 3-phosphatase and dual-specificity protein phosphatase PTEN-like
Exons: 2
Coding region: 154-1359 (401 amino acids)
Biological process (GO): phosphatidylinositol 3-kinase/protein kinase B signal transduction; phosphatidylinositol dephosphorylation; protein dephosphorylation
Cellular component (GO): plasma membrane; cell projection; cytosol
Molecular function (GO): protein tyrosine phosphatase activity; phosphatidylinositol-3,4,5-trisphosphate 3-phosphatase activity
Source: RefSeq, a predicted model, not a curated record